Messenger RNA from Penicillium malachiteum, 1638 nucleotides. Its product is annotated as sugar porter family MFS transporter. The record is from RefSeq and is a predicted model, not a curated record. Bases 1 to 1638 code for a protein of 545 amino acids. The transcript is spliced from 3 exons. Gene Ontology annotation, cellular component: membrane. Gene Ontology annotation, molecular function: carbohydrate:proton symporter activity. Lineage: Eukaryota; Fungi; Ascomycota; Eurotiomycetes; Eurotiales; Aspergillaceae. Gene Ontology annotation, biological process: carbohydrate transport; transmembrane transport.
AUGUCUAUCCUCAAGUUGGUUGAGGACCGACCGACCCCCAAGGCCGUCUACAACUGGAGGGUUUACCUUCUAGCGGCUGUGGCAUCUUGCACAUCAUGCAUGAUCGGCUACGACAGUGCCUUCAUCGGUACCACCUUGGCCCUUGAUUCUUUCAAGUCCGAGUUCCAUUUCUCCUCCAUGUCAACAGCUGCCCAGGGUUUGCUCAGCGCCAAUAUCGUCUCUCUUUACCAGGCCGGUGCCUUCUUCGGUGCCUUCUUUGGUUACCCUCUUGGUCACUUCUGGGGUCGCAAGAUCGCCUUGCUGAUUUCCGCUCUGGUCUUUAUCCUUGGUGCUGGUCUUAUGCUGGGCGCUAAUGGUGACCGUGGACUUGGUUUGAUUUACGCUGGUCGUGUCUUGGCUGGUCUGGGUGUUGGAGCUGGCUCCAAUAUCACUCCUAUUUAUAUCUCUGAAUUGUCUCCCCCGGCUAUCCGUGGUCGUCUCGUCGGUGUGUACGAGCUUGGAUGGCAAGUUGGUGGUCUUGUUGGUUUCUGGAUCAACUAUGGUGUCGAUUCUACUAUGGCCCCUAGCCACAAGCAGUGGAUUAUCCCCUUUGCUGUCCAGUUGAUCCCUGCCGGUCUCUUGCUCUUCGGUGGUGUCUUCCUUCGUGAAUCUCCCCGUUGGCUCUUCUCCAAGGGCCGUCGCGAGGAGGCUAUCCGAAACCUUUGCUGGAUCCGCCAGCUGGAUGAGAAUGAUAUCUACAUGAUUGAGGAGAUUGGCGCCAUUGAUCAGGCUCUUGAAGAGCAGCGCUCGAAAAUUGGUCUUGGCUUCUGGAACCCCUUCAAGGCUGCUUACCACAACAACAAAGUCCUCUACCGCCUGUUCCUCGGAAGCAUGCUGUUCUUCUGGCAGAAUGGAUCCGGAAUCAACGCCAUCAACUACUACUCCCCUACUGUGUUCAAGAGUAUCGGAGUUACUGGUACCAACACUAGUCUCUUUACCACUGGUAUCUUCGGUGUUGUCAAGACUGUUGUCACCUUCGUUUGGUUGCUGUACCUUAUCGACCGUGUCGGUCGUCGCAACCUGCUCCUGAUCGGUGCCUUUGGUGGUUCCGUCUGUCUCUGGAUUGUCGGUGCCUACAUCAAGGUUGCACAGCCAGCGCUUCACCCCAAGACCCACAUGGACAGUGGUGGUAUCGCUGCCAUGUUCUUCUUCUACCUGUGGACCGUCUUCUACACCCCAACCUGGAACGGUACUCCCUGGGUUCUGAACUCGGAAAUGUUCGACCCCAACAUGCGUUCCCUUGCUCAGGCUUGCGCAGCCGCAUCUAACUGGCUUUGGAACUUCCUCAUUUCUCGCUUCACUCCCCAGAUGUUCUCUACCAUGGGCUACGGAGUGUACUUCUUCUUCGCCUCCCUGAUGCUCUGCUCUAUCGUCUUCGUGUACUUCCUCAUCCCCGAAACUAAGGGUCUUCCUCUUGAGAGCAUGGAUCAACUCUUCGAGAUCAAGCCUGUUCACCAUGCUCACAGCCAGAUGCUUGCCAAGCUGCGCGAGGACGAGGAGCGCUUCCGUCACGAUAUCGAAGAGUCUGGUCUUGCUGCUAGCAAGGUUGGUGCCGUGCAAGUUGAGGAUGCCUCUGCUGAGGCUUCUAAGUUUGCUUGA